This is a messenger RNA of Salvelinus namaycush (lake trout), 3063 nucleotides long. RefSeq names its product proto-oncogene DBL-like. Lineage: Eukaryota; Metazoa; Chordata; Actinopteri; Salmoniformes; Salmonidae. The record is from RefSeq and is a predicted model, not a curated record. Gene Ontology annotation, molecular function: guanyl-nucleotide exchange factor activity. Gene Ontology annotation, cellular component: cytoplasm. The transcript has 26 exons. Gene Ontology annotation, biological process: dendrite development; intracellular signal transduction. Bases 1 to 3063 code for a protein of 1020 amino acids.
AUGGGCCCAGCUUCACUGCAGGAGGAGACAGAGCAGGAGCCAGGGGGAGAAAUGGAGUGCUACCACAGCCUUCUGCAGGCUGGCUCUCAGCUAGAGAACACACUGCAGCAGGUGUCAGUCCCUAUGAGUAUGAAGGAGGUGGACGGCUACAUUGAGAAGCAGGUGGCCUACCUGUCAGGUGGGCGUGGUGAGGACUCCAGCGUGAUUAUCACCCUCCCAGAAUACUCUGCUUUCAGCGACAUUCCAGAGGAGUCUUUAGCUAAAGUCUUAACAUACCUCACCCUCAUACCUCGAGCACGACAACCAGGUGUAAAAUUCAUCAUCAUUUUAGACAGGAGACUGGAUACUUGGACCUCAAUCAAAACAGCACUUGCCAGAAUUGCGGCCUCCUUCCCUGGGAACCUCCACCUGGUGCUGGUGCUGAGACCCACCAGCUUCUUCCAGCGCACCGUCACAGACCUGGGCUUCCGCUUCAGCCAGGAGGACUUCAUGCUCAAGAUGCCAGUGGUGAUGCUGAGCUCUGUGACAGACCUACUGAGAUACAUUGAUGAGAACCAACUGACCUCUGAGUUUGGUGGAACUCUGGAUUACUGCCACAGUGACUGGAUCGUCCUGAGAACAGCCAUAGAGAGCUUUGCGGUGACAGUUAAGGACAUAGCUCAGAUGCUGCAGGCGUUUGGCACAGAGCUGGCAGAGACAGAGCUGCCAGAUGAGGGCACCGGCAUCGUACACCUCCUCUCAACCCACACUGACAAGUACAGGAAACUCAAGGAGGCGAUAUGGUCUGUAUCAAAGGAGGGUCGUCACCUGCUGGCUAGCCUGGAGGCCUCUGGGAGAGAGGAGGAUUCACUAUGGGAUAUCAGGCUGGACUGGGAGACUGUGCAGAGGCUACUAGCCCAGCUGAGGGACAUGGAGUCAGCCUUUGACGGGUUCUUUGAGAAGCAUCAUCUGAAGCUCCAACAGUACCUCCAGCUGCUCAGAUACGAACACAGCUUCCAGGAGAUGGAGUUGUCUCUGGAGCGUCUGGCGACCCAGGAGAGGGAGGUGUUGUUGUCAGGGGAGACGCUGACUCAGACAGAACAGACACUCAGGGACCUGGACAGCCUGGAGGCUCACGCACAGGAGGAGAUGGCUCGUGCCCAGACCAUCAUCCUCCACGGUCACCAGCUGGCAGCCUGUCACCACUACGCCAUGGCCCUGAUCGUGCAGCGCUGCAACGAGCUACGUCACCGCUGUGACACGCUCAGUAAGGCUCUGAGGGACAAACACACACACCUCUCCCAGGCCUAUCAGCUGCUGCUACGCUUGGAUCAGGCCCAGAGUUGGUGUGACGACGGGGCCUACUUGUUGGCCCAGCAGCUGGUGGAAAAGUUCCAGUCUAAGCAGGGGGCCCAGGCAGCUCUGAAGGACAUAGACAGAUUCCUGGAGGGGGCUCCGUCUCUCCUCAGCUCAGGACCUGACCUCCUGGCCGUGGAGUUUGAGUCUGUCCUCACCCCAGAGAUACAGGUCCAGAUAGGGAAGACAUUUGAGAAGCACACAGCGGUGCAGGAGAUGAUCCACAACAGACAGGUCUGUCUGAGGAAGCUGGCUGAUAAACAAGUCCGUCCCAUUCAACUGGUGGCCCCCCGGCCGGAGAACCCACCCCGCUCCAAAUCCCCACUAUUCUCCCCCAAACAUGCUGAGAGGUCAUCUUUUGCAGGGGUCGACGGUUUGAAGUUCUCCUUCGAUCUAUCACUUCCUGGGAAGAGGACGUCACGGAAAAGCCCCGGCUCCAGAAAGAUUGAGGUGAUGCAUGACUACCAGGAGAAUAGGAGCUCCUUGCUCGCCAGCCUGGAGGGAGAGGACAGCCCAGACCUUCUCAAACGUCACGUGAUGAGGGAGCUAAUCGAGACAGAGAGAGUCUAUGUGGAGGAGCUGCUGUCAGUGCUGCUGGGAUACAGGGGAGAGAUGGAGAACCCAGGCCUUUCAGGGCUCCUGCCCCCCAUCCUGCAAAGUAAGAAAGACAUCCUGUUUGGAAACAUGCCUGAGAUCUACAACUUCCACAGCAGGGUGUUCCUGCAGGACCUGGAGGGCUGCCUGGAGACCCCAGAGGGAGUAGGGGCCUGCUUUCUGGAGCGGAAGGAGAAUUUCCAGGUGUAUGAGUGUUACUGUCAGAAUAAGUCUCGCUCAGAGUCCUUAUGGAGGCAGUUCUCAGACUGUGCCUUUUUCCAGGAGUGCCAGAAGAAGCUGGAGCACAAACUGGGCCUGGAUUCUUACCUGCUGAAACCAGUACAACGCCUUACCAAGUACCAGCUACUACUGAAGGAGCUACUGAAGUACAGUCCAGGAGGCUGUGAGGGGACCUCGGAGCUACAGGGGGCGCUAGCAGCCAUGCUGGACCUCCUCAAGUCAGUCAAUGACUCCAUGCAUCAGAUCGCCAUCACAGGUUACCAGGGAGAGUUGUCUGACCUGGGCCGGGUGCUGAUGCAGGGCUCCUUUAGUGUGUGGAUCAGCCAUAAGAAAGGCCCCACCCGUAUGAAGGAGCUGGCCCGCUUCAAGCCCAUGCAGAGACACCUGUUCCUGUAUGAGAGAGCCCUGCUCUUCUGCAAGCGCAGGGAGGAGCAUGGAGAGGGUGCAGACAAGACCCCCUCCUACAGCUUCAAGCACUGUCUCAAGAUGAGUGCGGUGGGGAUUACAGAGAACGUCAAGGGAGAUGUGAAAAAGUUUGAGAUCUGGUACAGUGGCAGGGAGGAGGUGUACUUAGUUCAGGCCCCCACAGUGGAGGUUAAGAUGGCUUGGCUCAAUGAUCUGCGAAGGAUCCUCACCAACCAGCAGAAACUCCUCAAAGAUGAGCAUUGUGUCAACAACCAGAUGCCAGACCACAUUCAACUGUCUCCGCCCUUGUCUGAGAGGGGUGUGCGGCCGUCCGGAGGGGCUCCUAAGGGCUGUCUGCCGGGGCUGGACUUUGUCUCGCUGUCCGCCAAUGUCUUUCAGUGUCUGCGCUCCCGGAGUCCACACCCUCGAAGCCCCCGGCAACGCCCCCGGCCCCGCCCCCCCAACCGACCCCGCCCCCAGCGCCACUGA